Fulvia fulva is the source of this 1365-nucleotide messenger RNA. RefSeq names its product Acetyltransferase adrJ. The record is from RefSeq and is a predicted model, not a curated record. Bases 1 to 1365 code for a protein of 454 amino acids. The transcript is spliced from 3 exons. Lineage: Eukaryota; Fungi; Ascomycota; Dothideomycetes; Mycosphaerellales; Mycosphaerellaceae.
AUGACCAUGCUCCUUCGCGCUUGUCUAAUAGUCGAACCAUGCACGCGGCCGCACCACUUUUGCCCGGGCACGCUCAGCAGGCAGUCGCAUUUGUCGGAAGCAUCAUGUCCCGUGAUGGGAAUUCUGCGCUAUCACGCUCAGCUCGUCUGGUUUCCCACUUAUCAAGUGGACGAGGGUUAUGUCGCUCUGCUCUGUAGACUCAAUCGAAGCAUUCGAAGGCGCUCAGUUCAGUUUUCUGUAUCGCUACCCGCGUUUCCAGACGGUAGGAAGGAGCUGUCUCCUCAAGUGUCGACCAUGGGUCUCUUUUCGAAAGCAAAGCCUGAAAGUCCAGCGAGAGUGCCAGGAGAUGAGGUGGUGGCCAUGCACUACCUCGAUGACCAGUUCCACAACAAGGCUCUGCUAUUGGAUUUCAUUUCUCGGUUUAACGAUGUUCUCGAUCCAGUCAAGUUGAAGCAUUCCUUUGAGCGUCUGCUCGAGAUUGGGGACUGGAGAAAGUUGGGAGGUCGAAUCAGGCUCAAUGAACAAGGCAGACUGGAUUGGCAUAUCCCCCAGCACUACGACGACAAAAGACCUGGAGUUCUCUAUCACCACGUGCAACACGAUCAAAGGAUCGCAGUCCAUCCGCUAGCUUCACAGCUUCCCAGAGCAUCGUCGCCUCCAGCCAUCUAUCAGGAUCCGGCAAACUUCCACGGGCUAGCUCAUCCAGAUCACCCGAUCAGCAUUGAAGGAUUCCUGUACUCGGACAAGCCCCCUAUUGCUAUGUCGAUAUGGUCUUCCAAGGAUGCCACAAUAGUGACCAUGAGCUGGUCUCAUUGCUUGCUGGACGUGAUCGCUCACCAAAGUCUCUUCAAAGCCUGGACAGCAGUCUUGGCCGGCCGUGAGCAGGACAUACCACGACUCAUCGGGUUCAAAGAAGAUCCCGUGGAUACGCUUGCGGGCAGGACACCUAGUCAUAAAGAUGUUCUUCAUGAUCAGUUGAUGUCCAGGCUUGGGUUCAUGAUCUUUGUGCUGUACACCGUCUUUGAAUUCGUCUGCUUUCCAAAGCAAGAGUACCGCUUGAUCAGCGUCCCGGAUUGGUAUAUACAGAAACUCAAGAAGCAAGCGCGAGACGAAUUGGCGCACGAGAGAGGCAGCAAAGAAGGACCCUACCUGAGCGACGGAGAUGUGCUGUUCGCAUGGUGGUCACAAUUGACGGUAUCGGCGUUGCCUCUGUCUCCCACUCGAACUGUCUAUCUCGGGAACGUUUUCGACGCUCGUGGCGUGUUUGAGCAUUUCUUCCCAGCAGCUGGUCGACCAGCCGUUCAGCAAGACCGCUCUGAUGAUACGAGAGAGCCUGUUGCAGCAGAGAACGACAGAGCAAGUUGA